CUCCAGAGGACUUGCUCGACACUCCACCCCAGAGACGUGUCUCAGUGCAUGUCAAACGGAAUCCGUAGCUGCUGGCAUUUUCAAACAGACUGAGCUACAGUCAAGAGGUGGAUCAUUACAUAAUUUGUGAAGAUUAAAGAGAAAGGUUAUUCUCAUCAUUCCUUCAAGCUUACUUAUGCGGUGAAUCAAUGAUGUCCUGAUGAAGACAUCACAACCUCAUUCCUAACACGGAAAGUUCUUUCUUUCAAGCACGGCUUCAGUGGGCAGAGGCGACAGCACGCUCCUUUGCGGGAGACACAGCCAGAGAACCUGACCCAGCAGCGUAGAGUACGACUUCCCUGCUAGCCGGCCCCAGACAGGUAAGGUAAACCUUUUCUGUACGAAACCAAGUCAAGCUGUGUUUCCACUGGCACUUUCCUAUACAUGGAUGCGUUAAAAGCCUCGGAAGAACUUGUAUAGCAAGUGUGAAGCUAUUUUCAGAAACUGCUCACUGUUAGGUUAUCUCUCACUCUGUGUAUUUCUGCUUCGUGAUACAGGAGUAUUUUCAAAACCUGGUUCUGGGCAUUGACCUAGAUAGAAAUUGUAAGACUUUAAUCCGCAUUUUAAUCUUCCUUUGACCUAUAGAGCUAACCAGCAAAAAAUUCAGCCACUGUUUCUGGCAAACUGAUUGUAAGGAAAGAAAUAUUUGUUCAUAAUAACUGUAACAUUUUAUGCAAAUCAGCAAGUGAGACUAUUUCCAUAGGCUAAAAAUGCCACUUUUUAGCUGGGUGAGAUGGCCAAGAUACGACGCCUACAAACCCAGCCGCUCCCCUGGCUCAGAUGUGGUGACAAAGACUCUGCUUCGGGAGCUGAAAUGGCAUCUGAAGGAGCGAGAGAGAUUGAUACAAGAGAUCGAGAAUGAACAGAAAGUGAGGAAAACCGGUGUGGAUUACAACUGGCUGAGAAACUACCAGAACCCCCACACGACCAUCCCGGCUACGGAGCAAAGACAACUGGAAGCUCUUUGCUCACAAGUUCAGCCCUGCCAAACCGGAACCAUCCUGAGCAGGUUUCGAGAGGUCCUGGCGGAAAAUGACGUGCUACCUUGGGAAAUUGUCUACAUCUUCAAGCAAGUUCUGAAGGACUUCCUGAGCAGCGCCGACAGGAGCAGCCAGACAGACACCUGCCCUGCCCUCCGUGGAGCCCCAAGGGAAGGUCCCCCAGGCCCCAGCAAAGAUGAAAUCCCCACCAUUUCCAGCUAUGUGGACCAGAAUGCCAAAGGCAGGUUCCCUGUGUUCUCACACAGAAUAUGGAACCUCCCACACUACUACCCAUCCAGCUAAGUUUCUUAGCACCAGAGAAGUUUUUAUGACCGUCUUAGCAGUUAAAUUAUGAAUCUUAAUAGUAAGAAAAAGUGUGUAACCUCACGUUUCUCUUUGUUGCAAGGUCAGAAGUUUAAACUCCUGUAGAUUUACUUAAUCCAUGUUUUAAACAGCGUUCCUUUUCAAACCACUACAAAAAUUGAACAUAUGCUUUUAACUAAAUGUCUCCUAAAUAUUUUGA
Erinaceus europaeus (western European hedgehog) is the source of this 1542-nucleotide messenger RNA. RefSeq names its product RD3 like (gene RD3L). The transcript is spliced from 2 exons. Lineage: Eukaryota; Metazoa; Chordata; Mammalia; Eulipotyphla; Erinaceidae. The record is from RefSeq and is a predicted model, not a curated record. Bases 750 to 1322 code for a protein of 190 amino acids.